CUCUCUCUCUCUCUCUCUCUCUCUCUCUCAGUGUAGGUGAUAUCUCAUUGCUUCUCCCUUCUUGUAGUGACAAUAUGAAAUUUGUGGUAUAAAGGCACUGCAGAUUUUUUUUUCCUUCUAGCAUAUAUGCUUGGUGUUCUGUUUCAUUUCUGCAUUGUCUUGUUUUUCAAAUUGUUUCACUUGGGGAAAAAACAGCUAGUCUUGGCCAUUCUUCCACCAAAUCACUUUCAAGAUGUUUCAGAGACAAAAGAGUGUUCGCAUUAGCAGGAUGUACAUUUGUUGUCGUUAUAACUACAAAGGAUUUGAAAUAAAACAAUUCCUCAAGGCAAAACGUUUAAUUUAUUUUCCUUUGAAUGAGUUGCUUGUUUAUGAAGAUUAACGAAGUGGCUAAUGCUAGUACUGUAUGCAGCCAAGAAAAAUUGAUUUAGUACAGUCUUUUUGUGUUUAUUUUUCAUAUUCUAUGGAAUUCUCCUGGUUUUAAAUGAAAUACAUCUUUCUAGUAAGGCAGACUCCUCACUUGGAAGCCAUGAUUCUGCAAUAUAAUGUUAGGCAGCCAUAUACUGUAUAUAUAUAAGCUUGUGUUAGCCACUGUCCUUUCAUGUUUGCUCAAGAGAAGCAGGGUGUGUGUCUGUGUGGGCAAUGUGUAUCUUUUCAAUUGGCUUAUGAACAAUUGGCUUAUGAACAAUUGCAGGUGUCACUAUUGUAGUCUUUUUGGAGCAGUUCUAAACAGAGAAACCACAUGAAUUAAAUUGCACAUGAAUUAAAGUACAUUCAAGACAAAAUACAUUCUAGAGUCUCAGAUGAAGGUGAAAGCAAACCAUUUCUUAAUAAGUCUUGCCAAGGAUUUGCCUUUGGGUCUCCAUACAUCUUCAACGAUUUGAAGUCACACAACAACAGGCAUCAAAAUAUUGAUUCAGUAGAGAUGUGUAUGCUAUUAUUGGUGUGCUCUUGCUGAAAAGAUCCACUCCUGGGCAGCUAUGUGCCACAUUUCAAAAUGAAAGAGCACUCAGAACGUAGCCUCUGAUUAUCAGUUCAAGUAGGAAUACAAGAGAAGAGGCACUCUUGUAGAGACAGUGGCUUAGUCUGUGAAAGUCUUGAUAGGUUGAUGCCAAAUACGUUGGUGUCAAGUACUGUACAUUUAGCCCAGAAAUGAAUUGUGAGCCUGUAAAUGAUGAGGCAAAACCUAUGUAAUGUUACACAUUGACAUUUUCAAAUUUUGCCUUUAUCAAACCCUAGGAAAAAAGUGGUGUGAUUUCCUCCAGUUUGAUAGGCUCGACCUAAUCGGAUGAAUGGUAGAAGUGCUACUUUACUUUCCAUAUAGCAGCAAUUGUGCUUUUAUGGAUUCUGAAUUAAACCAAUAGAUGCUUUUACCCCACCCCCUUUCCUUCAAAUUUAAGAAAAAUGGAUGCUGUCAGCGCCAUUGUGGAAACCCUCUCACAAUGCCAGAUCAGUUGCAGAUUAAUAUAUUUCACUCAUGGAAGACUAAAUUGUGAAGGGAAUGGUUAAGAAAAUUAAAACAGAAUUCUCUCCUUAAGGUGGGGACUAAUUGCCUCCCCAAGUUGUUAGUAAAAUGACCUUUUUAAUGGUUUUUCUUUUGAACAAAGUACUUGCCUGGUAGUCAUCAGUGAAACAUUUGAGCAUCUGGCAAGCAUUAGUGUAGUCUGUUACCGCCUGCCCCCAGCGCCCUGCAUCUCUGUAUGGUGUGGAAUCAUUGCUGUGUCAUUUUACAGAUGCUGCUUGAAGCAGAGGUUAAGUGAUUUGCCCAAGGCCAUGCUAGAAGUUUGUGCUUGAGUGAGCAGUGAACAAGGAGGGUGCAUCUUUUAUUUGUUCUCAAAAGAGAGCGAUAGAGCGAUUCAUUUCCAAAACCUCGUUGUAUAGAUAUGUCAGCUAAUUAUAUUACUUUUAGCUGAUUUAAGUAUCUGUUCUUCAGAUCUGAUUGGUCAAUUGAUACAAUCUAAUUUAAUUUGCACGUGAAUUGUGAAAUCCAGAGUCCACAUCUCAGUAUGUCCACAUGCUUACUACUAGAUGGUGUUUUGCAGACCUCUUUGCCAUGCUUCACCUCAAAAAAGGAUCCAGCAUUUUCUUCAGCUAUCCAUGAUAAACUGCAGGUGCCCAACACGACCCGAAAAGCAUGGAAUGAAAGAGACAACCGGUGUGAUGUUUGUGCCACUCACUUGAACCAACUAAAGCAGGAGGCUAUUCAGAUGGUAUUGACGCUUGAACAGACUACCAACACUGAACACUGUGAUGCUUCUCCUGGCUCCCCGCCCCCUCUCCCCAAUCUUCCCACCUUAGUGGGCUCUCGACAUAUGGGCAGCCUGCAGCCCAGGGACUGGGCAUAUAUGUCUGCCCCUUAUGCUACUUCCAAUUACGCUGGCUUUCUGCCUAACAAACUCAGCGGGAAAUCAAACAACAUAGGGAUCGUUAAUGGAGUAGAGAAGAAAAAUGGCUCCUUGGGACACCAGGCAAAGGUCAGUGUGCAGAUGGCCACCAGCCCCAGCAAUGGUAACAUCCUGAAUUCAGUGGCUAUCCAGGCUCAUCAGUACCUAGACGGCACCUGGUCCUUGUCAAGAACUAAUGGCGUUACUCUGUACCCCUAUCAAAUUUCACAGUUGAUCACUGAGACAGGUCGAGAGGGACUGACUGAAGCUGUGCUGAACCGCUACAAUGCAGAUAAGCCUUCCUUGUGCAGCGUCCCUGUCUCCCAAAGCACGUGUGUCGCCAGUGAAACAUCAACAGGCACCUCAGUGGCGGCUUCCUUUUUUGCCAGAGCUGCUCAGAAGUUGAACCUGUCAUCUAAAAAGAAGAAACACAGGCCUUCUACAUCCUCUGUUUCUGAAUCUCAUCUUUUUGCUACAAAGUUUAGUACAGUCUUACAGACCUCUCCUCCACCAGCCCCACCAUGUUUGCUGAGAGCAGUCAACAAAGUGAAGGACACUCCUGGAUUGGGCAAGGUGAAGGUCAUGGUGCGCAUUUGUUCUACCUUGGCCAGAGACUCCUCCGAAUCCAGCUCUUUCCUAAAGGUUGAUCCUCGUAAGAAGCAGAUUACUAUAUAUGACCCAUUGUCCUGUGGAGGCCAGAAUGCUUUCCAAAAGAGAAACAGCCAAGUACCACCAAAGAUGUUUGCAUUUGAUGCUGUUUUCCCUCAAGAUGCCUCUCAGGCUGAGGUAUGUGCAGGAACAGUAGCCGAAGUGAUCCAGUCUGUGGUGAAUGGUGCGGAUGGAUGUGUGUUUUGCUUCGGGCAUGCCAAAUUAGGAAAAUCCUACACUAUGAUUGGAAAAGAUGAUUCCAUGCAGACUCUUGGCAUAAUCCCUUGUGCCAUCUCCUGGCUUUUCAAGCUGAUUAAUGAACGGAAAGAGAAGACAGGAGCCCGUUUCUCUGUCCGAAUUUCAGCAGUUGAAGUGUGGGGUAGAGAAGAAAAUCUGAGAGACUUGCUCUCAGAAGUGGCAACAGGCAGCCUACAAGAUGGCCAGUCUCCAGGUGUCUACCUCUGUGAGGAUCCAAUUUGUGGCAUGCAGCUUCAGAAUCAAAGUGAGCUGAGAGCCCCAACUGCAGAGAAAGCUGCCUUCUUCCUCGAUGCAGCAAUUGCCUCCCGUCGAAGCAGUCAGCAAGAUUGCCGGGAGGAAGAUCACAAGAAUUCUCACAUGCUCUUCACUCUGCACAUCUAUCAAUACCGAAUGGAGAAGAGUGGCAAAGGGGGAAUGUCAGGAGGCCGUAGUCGCUUACACCUCAUUGAUCUUGGGAGCUGUGUUAAACCCCUCAGCAAAAAUCGAGAAGGAGGUUCUGGACUCUGUCUUUCAUUGUCUGCAUUGGGCAAUGUCAUCCUUGCCCUAGUCAAUGGUAGCAAACACAUUCCAUACAAAGACAGCAAGCUGACCAUGUUGCUCCGGGAGUCCCUUGGGAACAUGAAUUGCCGAACCACCAUGAUAGCUCACAUUUCGGCAGCUGCAGGCAACUAUGCUGAAACACUUUCCACCAUCCAGAUUGCAUCAAGGGUCUUGAGAAUGAAGAAGAAGAAAACCAAGUAUACAUCAAGUUCUUCUGGAGGAGAAAGUUCUUGUGAAGAAGGGAGAAUGCGGAGGCCUACCCAGCUGAGACCUUUCCAUUCUCGGAAUGCUGUUGAUCCAGACUUCCCUAUUCUUCAUCUAUCCAGUGACCCAGAUUAUUCUUCUAGCAGCGAACAGUCAUGUGACACUGUCAUUUAUGUUGGCCCAAAUGGUACCGCCCUCUCAGAUAAAGAGCUGACAGAUAACGAAGGCCCCCCUGAUUUUGUUCCCAUUGUUCCUGCCCUUCAAAAGACUAUAAAUGAAAGCAAGCUGGAUGAAGUGACUGAGACAGCUCCCAGCACCUCUGAGAGAGACUGCUUGAAGUGCAAUACAUUUGCAGAACUCCAGGAGAGGUUAGACUGCAUUGAUGGCAGCGAGGAGACAGACCAUUUUCCUUUUGAGGAGUUGCCUGUUCAGUUUAGCUCAGACCAAGCAACCAAAUGCCCUUUAUCAAGCCAGGUGCCAGAGCUUAACAAUACAUUAGACCCAGACAGGGAAGAAGGCUUCCAAGAGCCUGAUAAAGAGCUCAAGGAAAACCUAAACAUGGUGCCCAGCAAUGUUCAGGGAGGACACUCGCCUGUUCACAGUGGGAUGCCCAAUGAAAUUUCUACUCCUCCCUCCCCCAGGAGUGUUACAGGCAGUCCUAGCAGCCAGAUGAACUCUUCCCAGCAGUCUCAUUGCACAGACCCACAAAGCAGUCAUGAAAGUCUUAACUCCUGCGGCUUUGUAGAAACCAAGCCUCGAUCCAUGGGUUCCCCACGGCUUGGCAUUGCAAGCCUUUCCAAGACAUCUGAAUAUAAGCCACCUACUUCUCCUUCUCAGAGGUGCAAGGUUUACACCCAGAAGGGGGUAUUGCCCAACCCUGCGCCUCCACCAUCAUCACUUAGCAAAGAUUCAGGCAUGGUGUCCAGUGAGUCGCUGAUACAGCCUGAUAUCCGCACACCUCCCAUAGGAAUGAGCCCUCAGCUCACAAAAAAGUCGCUGUCUUCCAGCAGUGUGGACUAUGGAGAGACAAUGGACAGUGUAGAGCAGCAGCAACAGUCUGUUUCACCAGAGACAAAGAAGGAGAUUUUAAGCACCACCAUGGUCACAGUACAGCAGCCAUUAGAGCUGAAUGGAGAAGAUGAGCUAGUAUUUACCCUGGUGGAAGAACUGACCAUUAGUGGUGUUCUUGAGAAUGGACGUCCAACAAGUAUAAUCAGUUUUAACAGUGAUUGUUCUGUUCAGGCUUUGGCCUCUGGAUCUCGACCAGUUAGCAUUAUCAGCAGUAUUAGUGAAGACCUUGAAUGCUAUGCCAACACAGCUCCUGUGUCAGAGGUCAGCAUCACCCAGUUUCUCCCUCUUCCAAAAAUGGGUCCAGGUGACAAAGCUGAAGAGGCUGAAAGUAGACGCUCCUCUAUCAGCUCCUGGCUGAGUGAAAUGAGCACUGGAAGUGAUGGUGAACAAUCAUGCCAUAGCUUCAUAGCACAAGCAUGUUAUGGUCAUGGGGAAGCAAUGGCAGAUGCUUCUGUUCCUGAGCUUUCGAAGGCUGAACAGAAUAAUAGUGCAAGUUGUACAGAUGAUAAGCAAAAGCCAGUGACUGAGGAUAUAUUUCUACCACCAGAAGUGGUUGACAAAAGUAUUAAUAAAAUGUCGCCCAUCAAAGGUUGCAGAAUAUCACCCCUGGGAAAGACGACAGUCACAAUAUCAAACACUGCAAGCCUAAGCAGCUGUGAAGGCUUCAUUCCAAUGAAGACCAACAUUACUGUGUAUCCAUGUAUCACUGUUAAUCCCCUUAAGGCACAAGAGACUCAUGAAGCUGUCUCAGCAGUAUCAUCACCAGCAAAAACACAAUCUCUUCAAGAAGUGAAAGAAUACAAUACAAGGAAAGAGAUAAAAUUUGAUGACCCUUGGCUGAAGCGGGAAGACAGUGUGAAAAAAGAAAAUGGUGAAACCAAGUCUGAAGCUGUACCAGAUAAAAACAUGAAGCAGAGCUUAGCAGACAGGUUUAGUAGCAGUAGCGGUGAGACUUCUAGCUCCCCAGGAACAGAAAACCUGAAAAGGAUUGUAGAUGGAUGUGAAAUGGGACUAUCCAGUUCCACUACCCAUAGCCCCAUUCAUUCUACUGACAGCAUUAAAAAUGGCAGCCUCACCAGAGGGUUCCAGAAGGUCAGCAAGCAGGAGGAACUGGAUGCAGUCUCUUAUCAUUACAUUGAAGAGAACAAUGCAAUUAACUCUUCUGUUUCAUGUCAGACUUCAAAAACUAGCCUGGAAAGAAGAAUUGCUUCCCCCAAGCAUUGUAUUCUCACACGUCCGAAAGGAACCCCACCAUUGCCUCCUGUAAGGAAAUCUAGCCUUGAUCAGAAGAAUCGGGCCAGCCCUCAGCACAGUGCUUGCAGCAGCGGCACUAGCAGCCCUUCAAACCAACCAUCAUCGUAUUUGGCUAGUUUUUCUGAUGAGUUCAUUGGGAAACAGAAGAGCUCUUGUAUAGAGAAUGGCAACAAUAGUAGCAGCAAGCUAUUUAGUGCCAAACUGGAACAGCUGGCAAGCAGAACCAAUUCAUUGGGAAGGUCCCAUGGAAGCCAUUAUGAGUGUCUGUCAUUGGAAAGGGCAGAGAGUCUGUCCUCUGUCAGGAUGAAUUCCGGGAAAGACACCACAAUGCCAAGAGCUGGGAGGAGUCUGAACCGCAGUCUGAUGUCCUCACCAACAAAUUCAGGCAUUUCUCAGUCGGCAGGUGCCUCACCAAAGGCCAGUCAGUCUAAGAUCUCUGCAGUGAGCAAACUCCUUUUGGCAAGUCCAAAGGCUCGAAGUCUGGCAGCCUCAACCACCAAAACACUUAGCUUUUCAACCAAGUCUCUUCCACAGUCGGUGGGACAGAGCUCAAGUUUGCCUCCAAAUGGAAAGAACAUGUCCUGGUCUACUCAGUCUCUCAGCAGGAGCAGGAAUUCUGGUCUUUCUUCAAAGCUGCCCCUUAGAGCUGUUAAUGGAAGAAUUUCAGAACUGCUGCAGGGAAGCCCAGGCACCCGAGGGCUUCAGUUACGUAGGAACUCAGACACCGAUGACCGUGGUGCUAUUCAUGGAGAUGAAAAGCCACUUGUCCACCUGCUGCCUUCACCUUACAGCAAGAUAACUCCACCAAGAAAGCCUCACCGCUGUAGCAGCGGCCAUGGAAGUGACAAUAGCAGUGUUCUGAGUGGGGAACUGCCCCCUGCCAUGGGGAAAACAGCCUUGUUCUACCACAGUGGAGGAAGCAGUGGGUACGAGAGCAUGAUGAGAGACAGCGAAGCAACGGGAAGUGCUUCCUCAGCACAAGACUCCAUGAGUGAGAAUAGCAGUUCUGUCAGUGGGAGGUGCAGAAGUCUCAAAAAUCCAAAGAAGCGUUCAAAUACAGGUUCUCAGAGACGGCGACUCAUUCCAGCUUUAUCACUUGAUGCAACAUCACCAGUAAGGAAACCUACAAGCCCAGCUGUACGCUGGGUGGAUGGACCUCUGCGAAGUGCCCAAAGAGGAAUGGGAGAGCCCUUUGAAAUCAAGGUCUAUGAGAUCGAUGAUGUGGAGCGGCUCCAGCGACGACGCACAGGAGACAACAAUGAGGUAAUUUGUUUCAACGCCAAACUGAAAAUCUUGGAGCAUCGACAGCAGCGAAUUGCAGAGGUCAAGGCCAAGUAUGAGUGGUUAAUGAGGGAGUUGGAAGUGACCAAACAGUACCUGAUGCUGGAUCCUAAUAAAUGGCUCAGUGAAUUUGACCUGGAGCAAGUAUUUGACUUCGAUUCCCUGGAGUACUUGGAGGCUCUGGAGUGUGUGACUGAACGCCUGGAGAACCGUGUCAACUACUGCAAAGCCCACCUCAUGAUGAUCACAUGCUUUGACAUCACUUCCAGGCGUCGAUGAAGAUUUCACCGCAAGAAUGUUUUGGACUACUGCCUCCCCUUUUCUCCUUUUGGAACAGCGCCCCAAAGACACAGAAUGAGGAUGAAGGUCGGUGUCAUGUUUUGACUGUAUGUGUGUGUGUUAAGAAGAGAUUCCCCUCACCUUUCUGUUUAUGAUGAAGAGCAGAUCGUAAAUUGAAUAGAUGAUAAUGAAAAGCAAAGACACAGAGGUAUAAGGAUGUGGAUUCUUCUAGCCCUGAAAGAGCACUUUGAGAAAUCUUUAAGGACGUAUUUGUAAAUAGGAACUGCUGGCAGAAGUGACUUUUUCCCAACGAUACCUGAAGCAAGAGGAAGAGCAGAUGUAGGAUCGCCGCUGCUGAAAGCACCAUUAAAGUGAAAAUACACAGAGAAACUGUCUUAAGUGCCUUGCAAAUCUUUAUUAUCCAAACAUUUAUGUCCAUAUAUUUUGUGUACAGAUGGUGCUAGUCAAGUAAAAGAAAAAAAAGACAAAAAAUCAAAACACUUUUUUUGGAAAUGUAUUUGCAACCUGGUUUUUAUUUUCCUCUUGGUGUUUUGAUCCUUUUUCUGACUUGUUGUUUCUAUGUAACUUGUGUUUGUAAAGAUGUUUCUAAACCGAUACAGCAUAUAAAUAAAUGUUAACUGUCUUUUAUUGUGACACAUCAGAAUAAGGCCACUCAAAGUGGAGGGAAUGAUUAAAUCUGUUACAUUAAGCUCAAAAUGUUUGAAAAGGGAGAUCCCUAGUUUUAAAAAAGGAGAUUUUUCUGGCAACAUGGCAAAGGCCUGAGUGUUUUCGAUCAUCACAGCAAGAGUCAAUCCAUUGACUCAUUCAGCAGUUGAAUUGUUUUUGGUAAUUUGUUGUGUUGGCUUUGAAAUAAAAAUAAAAGCAAAUAAGGGGAGGGAUAAUGUCAUCUGCUUGUGAAGGAAAGAAACAGGAGCAGCACCCAUCAUCCCCUGCCUUUGGACAGGUCACAGUGCCAUUCUUAUCUUGAACAGCUUAAGAGUUCAUUUCCCCAUAGUUGGUUCCAUGUGUUCAUUGAAAUGGCAUCUCUGAUUUGUUUAUUGUCAAAUAAAAAUACCAACUGCCACAGGGAAAAGCAAUAGAUGAUUCAAUUGUUAUACUUAAUUUGGGAUUACCAAUAGGAUUCAAGCCAAAAUGUUAUUUGAUAUUAACCCUAUUGUGGAGAAGUAAAGUCGUUAUUGGGAUGGGAUGGGAAUUUGACAUGGAACAAAGGUAUUUGUAACACUUCUAUUUACAGAUUCCCUUGUGACAUAUUGCAACUACCCUUUGCUCCCAGUACUCUGCCUAGUCUCAAGUUGGGAGUGUUCAGUUAUCAGAUCUGUUCUGUCAUGGAGUUGCAGAUAUGCAAUCACAAACAUAAAAUAAUUCCAGUCUUAGUAUUUGGGAAUCCUAACUAAACUAAGUUUGGAUUUAGUUACAAGACUUACAUCUCUCUGAUCCAGGAUCUUGACCUCAUUUUGUAGAUACAUAUGCAGAAUGCACACCUCUCUGCAAACAACCAUGCAUAAUGGACACAUAUCAUAAAGGUUGGAAAGAUGCAAGAGAUAAGACAGUCUGUUUCGACAAUAAGUAGGAUAAUCAUGUAUGCACAGUGUCAUUUGAACAAUUUGCAGCAUCUCUUUCAGUGCUCUUUUUACAUAGAAGCAGACUUCCAUGGGCAAUGUGAACAAGAACUUGGUUCUAAAGUUGUAGAUUCUCUACCUAUCCAAAAGCUAGAUGCACAAAGAAAGUUCUUUAUAACGAAACAAAAAACUUUCUUCUAGCCUUUCAGUUCAAGUGAUCAGCAUGAAUCUGUCAUAUUUAAAAGGUUUCCAUGUAGGUUUUGUUCAUCCUGCCUCUCUUAGUGAUGAGAGGUAAUAAUAAUGAACCAUCUCACCAAGGAGUCAUAAUAAUAGAUUCAGACAGUAUCUACUGUUUCAGGUACAUAAAACAGCAGUAUAAUCAUCAGUAAUGUUUGCUUCUAAGUAAAUUAAUACCUUUAAUGUGAACAGUGUAGAUUUGCUCCUGUUUUGUGGCUUUUAACUGUAGAGAGAAGAGAUUAAAAACUGGAAUCAUAUAACUAGACAUAACUAGAUGCAAUAAAAUGCAGUCAAAUCCACAAAAUAGUGAUACAAUUAUUGGCCAAAUAACAAACUGUAGCAUGCAAGCUGUGCCUGAAUUUCAGUUUGCUAAUAAAGGUAUUGCUUUUUGUGGAUUUGGGGUUUUGUUGUAUUUUGCUGCAUUGUCAGCAUGGCUAUCCCUGAUUGUGUUCCCUGGAUUUGAAGAUACCAGAUUUUGAGACAAAAAGAGAAACUUUAAGUAGGGUGAGCUAAUUGACUAGGACUUAAUUCUUUGAGGUUUUUAUUUCCAACAAAGAUAAAACUAUUUUCAUUUGAACUACAAUGGGCAGAUUUUUCCUAUACAGCGCCUUAACAUUUUUCCAAAUGUGACAGUACAGAGAGUAAGAAAUUCAAUGUUCUCUGCUUGAGAAAAGAGCAGUUAGUUUCACACAGGACAAUGACGACUUCAUUUUCUUCUCUCUUACGAUUUUUAACAUCUUUUGUCUAAUAGUGGAGCUUUGAAAGCUUGUGUGAUGCAUGUUGUGCAUUUUGCUAGAUAUAAUUCUGUUUUCUCAUACUUUCUUUUUUUCUUGAAUUUUUAGUUGGAGAAAUAUUGUAUAACUAAUAAUUUGUUUUUGGUUGAAAAAAGUAUACAGUGGGCAUAUACUUAAUCCUAUAUCCAAUCUAGACCUGGGAUUAGGAUACCUCCUUUUUGGAAGCUGAUGGGAAGACAAUGGAUAAAUAUAUUCUGUCUGUGUAUUCACAGAUAUUAUUGAGCCAUUCUACUAUUUUUGAAUUACAGCAUAUUUAGCAUCUAUUAUCUCUUUUGAGAUCUAGUUUUCUGACCUUGCUUUCAUUUAGCCAGCCUUUGUUUUUCUUUAAAUUUCUAGAAAAAAUAUAUAUCGGAGAUAAGAUAACUUCCUAGAUCCGAGCCUGCUGGUGCUCCACACAAUAUUUUAUGGCUACCCUGUGGUUUUUAGAGCUUGGUAAGGCAUCCCCAAAAGAUGAAACUAUGCAUAUAUCUAUUUAUGCUCCCUGCAAUAAAUGUGCCUUCUGUUCCUCAGAGGUAUUGCCUCAGAAUUGUGUCCAUGUUUAUCUUCAAUGACUAAUAAAAAAACAAAGCAUGCUAAAUGACAAAUAUGCAGGUGCAGACAACUACACACUUAAACAUACAGAUCACUUGAGGUACUAUUUUUUCUAAAAAUGUGCUAAUCUUGAAUUUCAUACAUAGCUUAAUUGAGAAAAACUUUAAUAGACUAGAAUUAGGAAGCUGCGAUAUACAGGUUAUUUGCUGAAUUGGAAACAGUAUGCAUAAAUUGAAUGCACAUUGAAGCAUGCAUUCUACGACCAAAAUUCACAGUAGAAGGUGGGAAAUAAAUGCCAUUUCUUCAGCAAGGUAAUGAUAGCAUUUGGAUAUUCCAAGUCAAAAGAGAGAAUUGCUCUGGGGGAAAGGAGUUUUCUUCAAACCAAUUUUCUAGCUGUGUUGCUUCUUUUGUGACCUGUCUGCCCUAGAAAGUAAAAGGCAACUCCUAAAUGGUUUUUGAUGGAGAGAGACUGUGGGAAAUACUGUUCCAUAUAUUCCCAUUUCAUAUGCCUUAUUGCAUAGUGACACUGAUUCUGGGCGAGUCUCCAUGUCAACCAAUUCUUCAAUUUUCCUUAUAUGUCUUUCCAAACUCUGGCAUUAGAAAGCAAUUUUGAUUCUUAACAGGCUGCGCAUUCAGUUUACUGAGUUAAAAACAACAAGGCAUCAGGAACAGAAGAGGAAACACAGCCAAAAAAAUCUAGGUGAUAUUUCGUCUACUUGGGUUAGUGCAGUUACUGACAAGCGACAAAGCAGAACUUAUGAACCUUGCUACAAGGCAAUAUCAAUAAAACCUUUACAGCCCCACUUCCCAGAAGGCUGACCAUUUAUGUAUGCCACAUUUUAUGGAAGCUGUAUUUUAAAAUGAGUAUUGUAUUAAUGCCUAUACUUACUCUUCACCCUAUAAAGCCAAGUCGUGGGAUCUGCCUCACAGAAAGCUUUGAAAUAAAUGUAACAUCUGUCAAGUCAAUUAAAAUACAUGCGAGUGUCACUAAUUUAAUGUCUGAUUUACUGAAGAUUUCCAGGAUUAACUGUAUUAAUCAUGUAAUAUAAGCAGAGACAGUGUGAAGAAAAUGAAGAGUGUAUCCAUGGUCUGUGUCUCCCCAACCAACACUUUUCCCCAGAUAACAUGUUAUUUUUAUUAUUUUAAUAUUUCUAUGGUUGGCUCUAAUUAGCAGAGGAAUGCAAGAACGUUGAUCCAGAGAUAUACUUUAAAAAAAUCUUUUCCUGGGCCAUGUUGGAGAAAAAGGCUAUGCCACAUAUAUUUAAAAUAAUAUGAGAGACCAUGUUGUAUGUACAGUGGACCCUUAAUAUCCACAAGAUUUUCAUUCCCAGUACAGUAUAUACAACAGUUUAGUAAAAUGGUGUUCCUUAUAUAAAGAUUACAAUUUUUGUUUUGUUUUGAAGGGUGAACAUUUUUGUGUAAUGCAGGGGUCCCCAAACUAAGGCCCGGGGGCCGGAUGCGGCCCUCCAAGGUCAUUUACCUGGCCCCCGCCCUCAGUUUUAUAAUAUAAUAUUUUUAUAUAAGUUUUAAUAAUAUAAUAUAUUGUAUAUACAUAUAAUAUUGAUAAUAAUCUUAUGUUAUACAAUAUAAUACUAAUAGUAAUACCAUAUAAUAAUAUUAAUUAUAUGUUAUAUAUUACAUAUUAUAUAAUAGUAUAGUGGUAUAGUUCAAUAUAGUAAUAUAUAAUGCUAAUAUUGUGUUAUGCUAAUAAUAUAAUAUAAUAUGUACAUACAGCUGCUCUGAGUCCCCUUCGGGGUGAGAAGGGCGGGAUAUAAAUGUAGUAAAUAAAUGCAGUAAAUAAAUAAAUAAUUUUAGACUUAGGCUCAACCAAAGUCUGACAUGACUUGAAGGCACACAACAACAACAACAACAACAAUCCUAAUUAAUUUGACUAUCUCAUUGGCCAGUAGCAGGCCCACACUUUCCAUUGAAAUCCUAAUAGGUUUAUGUUGGUUAAAAUUGGUUUCAUUUUUAAAUAUUGUAUUGUUCUUUCGUUGUUGUUGUUGUUGUUGCACUACAAAUAAGACAUGUAUAGGAAUUCGUUUGUAUUUUUUUUUUCAAAUGAUAAUUCGGCCCCUCAACAGUCUGAAGGAUUGUGGACCGGCCCUCUGCUUAAAAAGUUUGGGGACCCCUGGUGUAAUGGAUGGUAGAACCCAGAGAUGCAGAAUAUGUGGAUAUGAAAAGUCAACUGUAUUGCAUACAUGUGAUGUUACAAAACAUUAAUUAAAAUAAUAAGCAGUAUUCCCAGUUCAUAACCACCAUAUUUUUCUAAGCUAUUUUGAGAUUAACAUUUCAAUGGAGUAUGUACUUUAGAACCAACAAAGCAUAUGUCCCCUGCAUUGCAAAGGGCAUCUCUUGUCAAAACUGGGCCAUAAUAUUGUGUGGGUUUAUAAGUAUCUACAUGUUUUCUUAGAAUGUCUUUUUGCUAUCCCCAGCAAUUAGCUUUAAAUACUCAGUUUCAGUCUACUGGUCAUGUUGCAGGAAAAUCUUCUGAUAGUUCUCUCAGUCUCUCUAUCUCACUCAAUUUAUUUCAGCAACAACAACAAAACCUAAUAGUACUAAUCCAAUUGCCUUUGCAACUCUCCCAAAGAAAAUGAACGUAUGCAUUUUAUAAAACUUUGAGUGGUCAUAACAAUGGAGCAUACUUUAUAAUAAAACAUGAAACAUUGGCAAUGAAAAUGGUGCUUAAAGCAGUUUCAGCUAUAUCUAUAUUACAUAUAUUCUCUAUAAUGGAUUUGCCCACCUUAUAUAUUGUAUAAUAUGUGUGUGAACGGAUAUCUGAAUAAAACACCUUUGCCUAGAGAUUUUAUGUAUACAUAGAUACUACUUUUUCUAAAUUUCCCCUCAUUCCUCUAGAUGAAACUGCUAUCAGACAUUCAUCACGUAUUUGACAUAUGAAGGAUAUAAUUUAUUUGUAAACUCAGGAUGUUCUUGCUUUAUCAAAUUGCUUGUACUUUGUAAUUUAUUUACCCAUCUUAAUUGGAAAUGCUUAUCUAAGUGCUAUGCAUUGAAGUGUACAUUUGCUGAAUCCAUUCAUUCUGUCUAUGCCUAUGUCCUUUUUCAUAUGAACAGUGGUAUAAUAAAGUCACGUAAGGUUGGAAAGGGCCCCUUGCCAUUGGGCCAAAGGCUUCUACUGCAUCCGUCAUAAGAAGUUUUGCAAGAAGACAGACCUGCAAACUUAUAUUGUGCUACAUCAGCUGAGCAUUUUUGGAACAGAAAAACUACCAACAUUGGGACAGGAAUGAAAAAAAAUCAGAAAAACACAGAAAUCUGCAAGUUUAUUGAAUGAUUAUGUCAGACCUUUUGCCAUUAAAAUGUAAAGUUUACUGUUUUCUGGCUUAAAAAAAAUCUCUUACCUUUUGUGGUAUAUGAGGUGUGAAACAUAUUGUCAAAAUAUGAUGUUUAAAAGAUAUCAAAUAUAGUGGCAUUAAAUGUUUACUUUUAUCUUA
This is a messenger RNA of Anolis carolinensis (green anole), 14507 nucleotides long. RefSeq names its product kinesin family member 26B (gene kif26b). The record is from RefSeq and is a predicted model, not a curated record. Gene Ontology annotation, biological process: microtubule-based movement. The transcript is spliced from 14 exons. The coding region runs from base 2004 to 7916 and encodes 1970 amino acids. Gene Ontology annotation, molecular function: microtubule binding; ATP binding; microtubule motor activity. NCBI's taxonomy places the organism in Eukaryota, Metazoa, Chordata, Lepidosauria, Squamata, Anolidae.